Besnoitia besnoiti is the source of this 759-nucleotide messenger RNA. RefSeq lists its product as uncharacterized. The record is from RefSeq and is a predicted model, not a curated record. The transcript has a single exon. Lineage: Eukaryota; Apicomplexa; Conoidasida; Eucoccidiorida; Sarcocystidae. Bases 1 to 759 code for a protein of 252 amino acids.
AUGGCGAGCCCCGUGCUGAACGCCUGGCGGCGCGUCGCCUUGGCUCCUUCCCAGGCCCUCUCGUUGUCUCUCUCUUUCUCUUCCUCACUCGCGUCUCACUGUCUGCAAUGCCCAGGCUCGUUCGCCUCGGCGUCGUCCCUCGCGGGCCUCGCUCAAGCGCACUCUCAGCGUCGCGCCUUCGCCUCGUCUGAGCGACCUUCUGUCUUCUCAUCGUUCACUGCCAGCCGCGUGGCAGCCACCGGCACGCGCACGCAGCGUUUGAGCGAGCAUUUCGUGUACCACAAAAUUCUCGAUAAGUCUCCUGCCUCUUCACCGGCUCCGCGCCUCACGACGCCCCCGUCGCCUCCGCGCGCACCGGGGCCAGCGUCGCCGCUGUCCCUUCGACGGCGCUUGGAGCACUCCUUCUUCCUCUGUGUGUUGAGCCUGCGAAAGAAAUCCGCACUGGGGCGGCUCCUGUGGAAGAUGUGUUAUGCGCGGGCCUCCGAGCGCGCGGCCGCCGCGCAGCGGAACGCCAGCGAAGCCGAGGAGCAGGGCUUCACGAGCUUCUCGCAGCUCGAAGCUGUGAAGAAAGAGCAAAAGAAGAGACUCAACAAGCUCUUCUCUCUGGCCGCGGCGUGUGGCGUCCUCGCCGUCUCCGUAGGAGGACUCAUCUACGUGGUCGCCACCUGGUACGAAGAGCCGCUGAUCAAAAUCGGCGUGAAGCGCCCGGCAGCCGCAGAGGGCGAAGACGCACCCGACAAGGACACCAUCGUCGCCUGA